AUGCCGGAGGAAAAAUGGCUGUAUAUAACUGAAACUGCAUUAGCAAUAGAUAACAGACGGGAUACAAAUAUUGAUGGAGAAGAAAGUGAAAUUCAUGUGGUGACCAAGUUCUACCAGCACAUACUUGCCAUGGUGUUUGCGAUUGAAGAGAUCAACAAGAAUCCCAAGAUCUUACCCAAUAUCACUCUUGGGUUCCGUAUCUAUGACAGCUACUCCCAUUCAAGGUUGACGUACCGGACAGUUCUAGAUCUGCUCUUUAAAUCACAUCAUUUCAUCCCCAACUACAAAUGUGGCAUCCAAGAAAAUGUAAUAGGAGUCAUUGGGGGACUCAGCUCUGAUACCUCCUCAUGCAUGGCAGAUAUCUUGGGUCUCUAUAAGAUUCCACAGAUUACAUAUGGCUCAUUUGAACUAGCAGUCAGUGAUCAAUUCAAAUUCCCUUCCUUUUACCACAUGGUUCCCAAUGAAGGUCUUCAGUAUGAGGGAAUCAUCCAGUUACUUCUUCAUUUCAAAUGGUCAUGGCUUCACUCAUUCCUUCGCAGAACUUCUUUCAACAACAGUGCUGGAGAAGAAAUUACAUUUAAUGAAUAUGGAGAGUUAGCAGCUGGGUUUGAUAUUACAAACAUGGUCUCUUUCCCAAAUACAUCCUAUCUCAGGGUCAAAGUGGGAAGACUGGAUCCUCAGGCUUCUCCUGGCAAAGAGCUCACCAUUAAUGAAGACAAAAUCAAAUGGCACAGAGAUUUGACUCAGGUGCCACCACUUUCGAUGUGUAAUGAAAUGUGCCAACCUGGAUAUGGGAAGAAAAAGAAGGAGGGAGAGAAGUUUUGCUGCUAUAAUUGUGUUCCAUGUCCUAACGGGAUGUUCUCAAAUGGAGAGGGUAGGACAUUUUAUAUGGAAACGUGUGUCACUUGCCCAGGAGAUCAAUAUCCAAACAAAGGCCAAGAUCAAUGCAUUCCUAAGAUACCAAAUUUCCUAGCUUUUUAUGACACUUUGGGCAUUUUUUUAACUUUAUCUGCACUUUUCUCCUCUCUGAUCACAGUUCUGGUGCUGGGCAUCUUCAUUAAGCACCGGGAUACAGCCAUAGUCAAAGCCAACAACAGAAGCCUCACCUACAUUCUCCUUAUCUCCCUCCUAUUCUGUUUCCUCUGCUCCUUGAUGUUUAUUGGAAAACCUAACGAAGUGACUUGCCUUCUCCGACAAAUUGCUUUUGCCAUUGUCUUCACUAUGUCCCUCUCUUGCAUCUUGGCCAAAACUAUUUCUGUGGUUUUGGCAUUCAUGGCCACCAAACCAGGAUCCAGAAUGAUAAAAUGGAUGGGGAAAGGAUUAGGCUAUUCCAUUGUCCUUUCUUGCUCCAAUAUUCAAGCGGGGAUCUGUGUUUUUUGGCUUGCAAUCUCUCCUCCAUUCCCAGAUGUGGACAUGAACUCAUUUACUGAUGAAAUAGUUGUGCUCUGUAGUGAAGGAUCACCCACCAUGCUUUAUUGUGUUUUGAGCUACAUGGGCUUCCUGGCCACUGUCAGCUUCAUUGUGGCCUUCUUAGCCAGGAGAUUGCCUGACAGUUUCAAUGAAGCCAAGUUCAUCACCUUCAGCAUGUUGGUCUUUUGCAGUGUUUGGUUGACCUUUGUUCCAACAUACAUGAGCACCAGAGGAAAAUAUGUGGUGGCUGUUGAGAUCUUCUCCAUCUUGACCUCCAGUGCUGGAUUACUGGCUUGCAUAUUUUUCCCCAAAUGUUACAUUAUUCUAAUGAGGCCUGAGUUGAAUACUAGAGAACAACUAAUACGAAAAAUUAUAUAA
This is a messenger RNA of Zootoca vivipara (common lizard), 1788 nucleotides long. NCBI's taxonomy places the organism in Eukaryota, Metazoa, Chordata, Lepidosauria, Squamata, Lacertidae. The record is from RefSeq and is a predicted model, not a curated record.